Molecule: messenger RNA, 399 nt
Organism: Fusarium venenatum
Lineage: Eukaryota; Fungi; Ascomycota; Sordariomycetes; Hypocreales; Nectriaceae
Source: RefSeq, a predicted model, not a curated record
AUGGAUGAUCUCGGCAUGCAGUGUUGCUUCAACGUCACUUCCAUGGAGGCCCUGGCAUGUGCAACGAACUUAUCCUACAGCGAGCACUUCGAAGUUGAGUUGCAGCCGUUCCAGGUCAACCUGACGAUUGACAUUCCUUCAUACUCCUGCCGAAGGCAAUUCUUUUUCGCCUUUGAACAUGACGACCUUGUAGCUGGAUGGUGUGGAAGCUACCGGCCUAUUCCUGACAAGCUUCACAUCACCACUGUCGCUGGCACCUUUUAUGACCCAUCAGAUAACAUAAACACCGGUCUUCUAGCAGCUCUACUUAAGACGUCAAUUAAUGGGUGGGACUCACAUGAAGAGUCUCUUGGAGAGUUCCUAGCCCUACCAAGAGGUUCUAGCCAACACACCCUCUGA